AUGCAACUCACAGAUAAAAUCAAGAGAUACAUUUUGUUUCUGAUCUGUCUAUUUGCAGCACUUACUGUGCUAGUGGUGGUGACUGUACUGGUGAUAACACGUGGGGAGAAGAAGCCAGUUGCACCCGCUGAUAUCAGCCAAACAUCAGUACCAGAUGAACCCAAGAAAAUAAAAUCAAAAAAAUCGUUAAAAUCACCAAAACAACCAAAACGCCCGGAACACGUCCAAUCGUACAUAGAUCAAUUUGAUUCCGUCGUACGAUUCAUCCACUUCUUCGCAAGUGAAAAAAAUAACAUCGAAACGAGACUAUUCGAUAAGUUCAAAUUGGAGAGAAUGCGCAACAAUAAGUCACACAUUUACCUGUUUAAAAACAAGACGAUUGUGAUCAAAAUGGAGUAUAUGAAGGAAAAGAAUGACGAGAAAGACGAGCUACUGAGUUCUUUUGAUCAUCCAAAUUUGAUCAAAAUCCACAAAAUCACUACUAAGAGAUAUACAGAAUUAGUUAAUACCAAAAUUGUUGGAUUGUACGUGAACUAUUCAUUGAUGGACUACACUGGUAAUUCUAGCAACGCUAAUACGACUGAUUUCACUGAAUACCUUAGGAUUCUGUCUACUGGAGUAUUACGUGGAUUGGAAUACAUUCACAGUAAGGGGGCAGUCCAUGGUAAUGUUGUGAUCCAUAGUGUAAUUAAGGAUAAAGAGACCUGGAAACUCUAUGGAUUCAGUAAACUAAGAAAGGUGCCUGGUGGUGAAAUGUUGGUGACUAAACGUUCUGGGAAGAUCUACGAGGUGCCACCAGAAUACGCCAUCAGUGGAAUUAUAUCGACUAAAAUGGACAUUUGGCAGUUUGGGCUCCUUCUGAUCUACAGAUUGCUGCUCCAACGAGGAGGAAAGACCAGUUUCUUGCACAUUGAGAGGUUGAUAGAGGGCUACUUUGGUACGCAGUACAACAAGACCAAAACCAUAAACAGCAAGUUGCCACUACCAAUAGCGAUUGAUAAGGAUGUGCCAGAUGUUCUGGUUGAUUUCCUCAAUAAGACACUGAUUGUUGAUCACAGAAUGAGAUGGAGCGCAACACAGCUACUCAAUCACAGAUUUAUCACCGGUAAAGACUGA
Enterospora canceri is the source of this 1116-nucleotide messenger RNA. NCBI's taxonomy places the organism in Eukaryota, Fungi, Microsporidia, Enterocytozoonidae. The record is from the annotation of a GenBank genome assembly.